ACGAACCCCUCUCUCUCUGUUUCCCUCUCCCUCUCUCUCUCUCUGAGAGUGAGGACUGAGCUUCUGCUGAUCCGUUAGGGUUUCGACGGCCGGAGAGCGGUUUUCCGUUCCGAAUUUCCGGUCAUCAAGUUAGCGAGCUGUAGAUGAUCGGCGGAAGGGAACCAGAUUCUUGGUAAGAACUGUGGUUUUUUGGUGGGAUAUCUCCGCGGAAGAGAACGGGAACCCGCUCCGUCUUCUUUCUUCUCCCACUGCCGAGCUCCGUCUCUUGGACGCCUGGAUCGCGACACGUAGCUCUCCUGCGGUUGUGCGGGCAUGGGAUGCGCGUUAGGGAGGCCGGCGGCGGACGGGGCCGACGGGUUGAAGCCGGAGAGAUCGGCAGUGUUCUCAGGACGGAAGACAGAGUCGCUGAAGCUCGAGGAUGCUUCGGAGGCUGAGAGAGCGAAAGGUGUCGGAGAGAAGGGGCGGGAGGCUGCAGUAGCACCGGCGGAGCGGCGGGAGCGGCGGAGGGUGAAGUCGAAUCCGCGGCUGAGCAACCCGCCGGGACACCUCCAUGGCGAGCAGGUGGCCGCCGGCUGGCCGGCAUGGCUAUCGCAGGUCGCUGGAGAGGCGAUCAACGGGUGGGUUCCACGGCGUGCCGAUUCGUUUCAGAAGCUGGAUAAGAUAGGUCAAGGGACGUACAGCAACGUUUACAAAGCGAAGGAUCUCGUCACCGGAGAGAUCGUGGCGUUGAAGAAGGUGAGGUUCGAUAAUCUGGAGCCAGAGAGCGUGAGGUUCAUGGCAAGAGAGAUCCUUGUUCUCAGGAGGUUGGAUCAUCCAAAUGUGGUUAAACUGGAGGGGUUGGUGACAUCUAGAAUGUCUUGCAGUUUGUAUCUUGUGUUCCAGUAUAUGGAGCACGAUCUUGCUGGGCUCGCCGCUUGCCCCGGCAUCGAAUUCACGGAGCCUCAGGUUAAAUGCUAUGUACACCAGUUACUCUCUGGCCUUGAGCAUUGUCAUAACCGAGGUGUCUUGCAUCGUGACAUCAAGGGCUCAAAUCUACUUCUUGACAAUGGAGGAGUUCUGAAAAUUGCUGAUUUUGGAUUAGCUUGUUUCUAUAAUCCUGAUCAUUUGCAGCCCAUGACCAGUCGGGUUGUAACUCUUUGGUAUCGGCCUCCGGAGCUUUUACUUGGGGCGACCUAUUAUAGUGUAGGUGUCGACCUUUGGAGUGCAGGCUGCAUUUUAGCAGAAUUGCUGGCUGGGAAGCCGAUAAUGCCUGGACGGACAGAGGUGGAGCAGCUGCACAAGAUCUUUAAAUUAUGUGGCUCACCAUCAGAGGAGUAUUGGAAGAAAUCAAAGCUACCACAUGCAACAAUUUUUAAACCACAGCAACCUUAUAAACGCUGUAUCUCAGAGACAUUUAAAUCUUUUCCUCCAUCUUCACUUCCUCUUGUUGAAACCCUUCUUGCAAUCGACCCCAAUGAACGAGGCACUGCAAGUGCUGCGUUGAAGAGUGAAUUCUUCACUACAAAGCCAUAUGCUUGUGAACCAUCCAGUUUGCCUAAAUAUCCUCCAAGCAAGGAGAUGGAUGCUAAAUUAAGGGAUGAAGCCGCUAGAAGGCAAAGAGGUCUUAGUGGAAGAGGUAAUGGUGGUGAUGCUGUAAAGAAGGCCCGGCCUCGUGAAAGAAGUAGCAGGGCUGUGCCAGCACCUGAAGCAAACGCUGAGUUGCAAGCAAACUUAGAUCGGAGGCGUUUAAUAAACCAAGCAAAUGCUAAGAGCAAGAGCGAAAAGUUCCCACCUCCUCAUCAGGAUGGAUCUCUUGGCUUCCCCAUGGAUCCAUUGAAUCAGGAGCAGUCCUUUGAAGCAUCGGAUGCAUCAUUCACUUCAACGACUUUCUCUUUUGCCAAAGCACCAGCAGUGUCAUGGUCUGGUCCAAUAGCUAACCCUGUGACUACGGGGCCUGCUCACCGCUCAUCAGCAUUUAUUUCGAAGCUCACCUCAGCUGGGUUUCCUAUGAGCCUCAGGAAAGACAAAGUUGAUGGGGCAAGGACAAAAGGUAAAGAGAGAGUCUCAGAAGUUUUUGGUGGUGGUGGUAACGUGUAGAAAAAUCUGCAAUAGAGGUAUCAUUUCCUGGAGUUACAACUCGUAUUGGUUUUCCCCUCCUACCAUUAUUUUUGCACUCGUGAGGCCAUUGCCGGCAGUAGGUGGUGCCAGUCAUGGCGAAACCUGCCAUGAUCUUCUCUCCUGUGAAUGUGUACAGUCAUUGGAAGCCAGGUAGGGCAGCUACAUAGGAACUUGCUAUCAUCUGGCGAGGUGAAUACUAUUUUUGCUGCCUCCCUUCUGUUUUUUUCCUCUUCUCAAUUAGCUGUUUUUUUCCUCUUCUCAAUUAGCAGCUUCUUUUAUUGUAAUCCUUGGAAUGCUCCAUAGGCUAAGGUAGAUCAUCAAUCAUUUUGUUCCUUAUGUUUCUCUUUGCCUAAAAGAAUGGAAAAUCAUCUUUCUGGGGGUUCGUUCCCUCAACAUUGGGAAAUCUUGGUCUCUUUGCUGUUGUAGGAUCAAGAAGUAUCUUGAGAAAGAGUACAAAUAAGUGUAUAAGCUUUCAUCUC
Molecule: messenger RNA, 2576 nt
Organism: Nymphaea colorata (pocket water lily)
Lineage: Eukaryota; Viridiplantae; Streptophyta; Magnoliopsida; Nymphaeales; Nymphaeaceae
Product: probable serine/threonine-protein kinase At1g54610
Exons: 7
Coding region: 313-2076 (587 amino acids)
Biological process (GO): protein phosphorylation; positive regulation of transcription elongation by RNA polymerase II
Cellular component (GO): cyclin-dependent protein kinase holoenzyme complex; nucleus
Molecular function (GO): cyclin-dependent protein serine/threonine kinase activity; ATP binding; RNA polymerase II CTD heptapeptide repeat kinase activity
Source: RefSeq, a predicted model, not a curated record